This is a messenger RNA of Caretta caretta (loggerhead turtle), 6832 nucleotides long. It is a transcript of the gene DIO2, whose product is annotated as iodothyronine deiodinase 2. Lineage: Eukaryota; Metazoa; Chordata; Testudines; Cheloniidae. The record is from RefSeq and is a predicted model, not a curated record. Gene Ontology annotation, molecular function: thyroxine 5'-deiodinase activity. Gene Ontology annotation, biological process: thyroid hormone metabolic process.
CUUCCAUGUCAUAUGAAAAUACUUUUUCCAAAGUUUGAAAGCGUUUCUUAAGAGCAGCCAGCAGCAUAUUGCGAUUUCCCUCCUCUCCUUUUCAACAACAAAGCAAAGUUCCACCCUCCCUCCCUCUCUCUCUCUUUUCUCUUCUCUUAAAAAAAAAAAAAGUUUUGAGAAUUUCACUUUUCUAUUCACAGCAGCCCUGGCCAAAGUAAAGCCCUCUUUUACAUUGACGUCAAGAUCUUUACCAAGAUUAGGGUUUCAUUUCUGUAUUGCAGCAAUUAGCCAGGGAAUGUAUAAAAGGCUUCAGGGAAGCAGGCUAGGACUCCAGAGGGAAAGCACUUUGCACCACAGACAGAUAGCGAGAGAGAGGAGGGAGACAGGGGCACACGGAGAGAGGAACAGAAAGUUUGUGUACAAAGACCUUAAAAAAAAAAAAAGUAGCGUUGCACCUGGUAACACCGGUGACACAGAAAUUAGAGGUCUGCUUAGUGCUUAAAUAGCUGAGAAACAAUGGGACAGGAGAGGAAAGUGAACGAUCUCUGCUUAAAUUGUAUAACUGCAGGGAAGUGGAAGCACAGCUGUCUCUGUCUUUAACGGGCUCAAAAGGGCUAUUGCAUAAGGGAAACAUUUUAGUCUCUGAAAAAGGAAAAGCAGCUCAGAACUGAAUGAAUUUCACGCUGAGUUAUGGUUUUGACCAGCUUGAGUAUAUUUAAUCAUCCCUGCGGCCGCUGAGAGAAAGAGGCGGGAGGUGGAGGGGGCUGAUGAGUUUUUAAAAAAUGCCUUUGAUUUUAUUUUAUCUUAUUUUUUAAAUGAGUGUUCAGGGCAAACAAGGGAGCUGAAGGGAACCCGUUGGGGAGCAGCAGCAGGGAAGAUGGGUCUGUUAAGCGUGGAUUUGCUGAUCGCGCUUCAGAUCUUGCCGGUUUUUUUCUCCAAUUGCCUCUUUCUUGCACUCUACGACUCUGUGAUCCUCUUGAAGCACAUGGUGCUGCUGCUGAGUCGGUCUAAAGCGGCGCGUGGCGAGUGGCGAAGAAUGCUGACCUCGGAGGGGCUCCGCUGCGUCUGGAAUAGCUUCCUUCUGGAUGCCUACAAACAGGUGAAAUUGGGAGGAGAAGCCCCAAACUCCAAUGUGAUCCACAUAGCUAAUGGCUGCAGCAGCAGCAGUAUCAGAAGGAAAAGUGUUGGCGGGAAAUAUGGAACCAAGUGCCACCUUCUGGACUUUGUCAAUUCAGAGCGCCCGCUGGUGGUUAACUUUGGUUCAGCCACCUGACCCCCAUUCACGAGCCAGCUGUCGGCCUUCGGCAAGCUGGUGGAGGAGUUCUCAGGUGUGGCUGAUUUCCUGUUGGUCUACAUUGAUGAGGCUCACCCAUCGGAUGGCUGGGCCGCCCCUGGGAUCUCUUCCUCCUCAUUUGAGGUGAGGAAACACAGGAACCAGGAAGACCGAUGUGCUGCCGCUCACCAGCUUCUGGAACGGUUUUCCUUGCCACCCCAGUGCCAAGUGGUAGCUGACUGCAUGGACAAUAAUGCCAAUGUGGCCUAUGGGGUCUCCUUCGAGCGAGUGUGCAUUGUGCAGAGACAGAAAAUUGCCUACCUGGGGGGCAAGGGCCCCUUUUUCUACAACCUCCAGGAAGUCCGGCUUUGGCUGGAGCAAAACUUCAGCAAGAGAUGAAAUCCAGCCUAAGAUGAGCGAAGUGUGUCAAGAGCCUUGCCCCUUUAAAGUGAUAUAAAAGGGAAAAAAACACACAGUUUUACAAUAGGUCUUUUUGGGCCUGUUGCAGGAGAACAGGUUCAAUAAUAAGGUCAAAUGAAUGCAAGCUAGGAAAAAAAAAAAUAAACCCAGCACAUAAAAAGAGAAUUGUGUGAGACAACCCUACUCCUGCCUUGUUAACAGGACAGAAAAGGCCACUGUGAAAAGUGCUGGUGCUGAGCAUGAAAGGUGGUGGGAUGAGAUUUCUCUCCCACCCUUUUCACAACAUGUUGACUUUAGGUUGAGAAGAAAGCAUUGCUUCCUGGAAGGCGAUUCUGCGGAGAGGCAACCUCAUGUAUUUGAUCAGGGACCAUCUCAUUUUUCCAUUGAGACCUGUGUAGGCAGCUUGCCAGCAGCCUGAGACCUUCAAUUAAUUUGCAAAAAAUGGAGUGGAUUAUGGCUGCCUUCCUGUUUUGAUACAGAAGUAUGACCCAGCAGAGAGUGCAAGAUCCACCAUGCAGUGCAAACUGCCUGCUCAGUACAAGAUGAAACAUUGUAUGUGGUUCUUGGUACUCUCUACAGGUAGCUUCUCUCAGUUGUGUGUGUGUACAGUACACACACACAUACACACACUCUUAGGCCUCUGUAUGUUAACAAUUAAAUUGGCAGCAGGCCACACCAUAAAACUCCAUAGGCUGCAUUUGGUUCUCAGGCUGCACAUUGGUCACCACUGUGAGAGAGAGAGUGAAGGAAAGAGGUGAUGGGUGGGGGGGAGAAGAAGGAUACAGAGGAAAGAGGCUGCAAGAUCCUAAGAUCAAAGGAGUGAGGGAGAAAGAAACAGAGAUUGUGUAAUAAAACUAUAACUUUUGCCUUUGAAAAUUCAGAAAGUGGGAUGGUUUGUCACGAACACACACACACAUAUAUACACACGCAUAGUUCAUGCCCAGGGCAAGAAAGAAGAGUUCAGCUGAUGCCAGCCUUCAAUAUGUGGAACUGAAAAAAUGUAUUUAUCAGUGCUUUCUUCUUUUUCUUUCUUAAACAGAAACAGCAGAGAGAGAGAAUUAGGGGUUAUUUUGCGUUUAUUUUAGUAAAAGUAAUUUAUUUCUUUUGACAUAGCAGGCAUAUUUUUGAGCAGGGGGGACUUACACACCAGUUUACCUCAUUGGAAUUGAAACCUGUCCAGUUGAUUACCCUGUUAAAGUGCUCAAGUUAAUUUUUGCUAUCCUAAAUGCCUGCAUUUAGUUUACAGCCAUAUUAGUUCAUUGGAAAGUUAAACAGUCUUUAGCCUCAGUAACUGCAAUUCUGUUGGGCAGGAUAGCAUUUUGUUCAUGUUUCUUUCUUCUUCUCAGAAGCCUUUCGGGAAAAAAAAAAAAACCCACCACGCUGGUCUCACAGUCACCACCUUAUUUCUCUGAAGAGGUUAAGGAUGAACUGAGUGAAUUAUCAAGAACAAUUGUAACAAAUGGCUGGGUUUCUCAAGAAUGGCUGAGGGGAAUAUUCCGAAGUAUAUUUAAAGAGACACUGUCAACUUAGUCUAGGCCUUAAAUAUGUUGAGGUUUUGUAAAAAAUUAAAGGAUUUUACAAAACCUAACACAUGCUUCCAUUGUGCUAGUACAUGAAAACUGGGAAGUGAAACUGACUAAUUACAAGAGUGAACCUGACCAGCCUAGUUUCACAGUCCAAGCUGAGAGAAAUGCAAAAGAAGCAAACAGCAUAAAGUGGGGAAAAUUAAAGAAGAAUAUUAAAUCUCGUACCCUGCCAAUCAUCUGAGAUGUUAGUACAAAUACAGGGAUGAACUGAAAAAAAAAAAAAGAGAAAUUUCUAUUUUACAGUGUCCCUUUAAUCACACAUGGCAUAUUUCCUUUUGUUUUGGUGUGAGUCAAUUCAGCUAAUUCACAUGGCAUUUUUUAAAAAAUCUGGCUCUUUGAAGCACAGACAUGACAUUUUGACAGCUGUGUGAGUGUGAUUUCUUAUGCAUCCAGGUUCAUGCCUCCCCCUGGAUGCAUACACAAACCUUGGUAACGCAUCCCAGAGAAACUGGCGGGGAAUGGACUUCAGAGAGCCAAGUUCAGCUGGGUGGACGGAAAAGCAUGGUACUCCUGUAUUUCAAGAUUUCAUAACUGCUCUAAGUAAUUUGUGAUGAGGGGGGGUAAAAGGGAAGAUGACAUACACCGUUGUCGUCUUUAGGGUGGGCCAAGGGUAUUUAGUAAGAGGUAAGAAGAAAAAAAUGAAUAAUGGAAAAUGUAGGCUGAAUAUUCAUCUCCUCCAAUGUCCACCUUCUGGUAUCGAAGCCUGACUUUUCAGACCAUUCAGUGAAGUGGUCAUGACUUACCAAUUAUUACGGUAGAUUGCUACACAUUUGUAUGACUGUGUGGGAGAGCCACCUUAAACCUAUGAACACAGAAACAUAGGAAUUUCCUACUGGAUCAGAUAACUAGUUCAUCUAGUGCAGUAUCCUAUCUCCAAUAGCGUCCAGAUGCUUUAAAAGAAGGUGCAAGAAUCCCUAUGCUGGACCAUUCUGAAGUAACCUGUCCACAGGAGUUACUUGUUCGUAACCACAGACAGUUAAUGAUUGGCUUGUGCCCUUAUAAGUUUUAUCCUUCCUAGUAAAAAAAAAAAGAGGAGUCCUUGUGGCAUCCAAAUACAUGUGUUAGUCUCUAAGGUGCCACAAGGACUACUCAUUCUUUUUGCUGAUACAGACUAACAUGGCUACCAUUCUGAAACCUGUCAUCCUUUCGAGUGUGACUGCAGAUGUCCUCAUUAUCCAUAUAUAUGCCCAGUCCUUUUUGGGAAUUCUAUGAAGAAUUUGAGCUCAAUUAUGUCUUGUGGCAGUGAACCGGAUGAUCAAAAUACAUCCUGUGUUUUAUUUUGCUUUAAAUCCUUUUAUCAAAUUUGUUGCCUUUCAAUUUAAUUGAAUUUCCCCUUGAUCUUGUAUUAUGAGACAGAGUAAAUAGGGGCACCCAAUUUUCCUUCUGUGUGCCAUUUAUUAUUUUGUAUACUUUUGAUGCAAGUCUUAUUUGUGUCCUUUUUAAACAAAACAAGCCUAAUCUUUCAAUUCCCUCAUAUGGGUCCAUAUCUCUUAUCAUUUCCUCCCAUUUCUGGACUCCUUCUGUUUUUGCUUAACUAUACCUUUUUCAGGUAGCGGUGACCAGAGCUGAAAAUAGUAUUCCAGAUGAAGACAUGCAGUGGGUAUAUAUAAUAAUGUAAUAUUUUCAAUGUUAUUUUCUAUCCCAUUCUUCAGAUAUCAUUCCAUAACUGCUUCAGGCUAUAACCCGAUGUGCCUUGUAAAGCUUAAACUUUUCUUUCUUUCUUUCUUUCUUUCUUUCUUCAAUCUGGGGCUUUUAGCAUUGUCUAUGUUGUCUGUCUGUGAAAUGCCAACCCAAGUGUCUAAUAUGACUGUUGAAACAUAUCUUAAAAUCACAAGAAGGAGUCUGAAUUAAUAACUCUAAUACUCCUUUGCAUAGCUAAAGUCACCGUAAUUUUGCAUAGCUUUUUUUCUCCUUUUUGGAUUUCUACUAUUUUGUCACUCUCUCAUGUGCAGUAUCUUGUUAUUCAUAGAUGGGUUUUCAUUGCACAGCAAGGAGAUUAUAAAACUGGCUUCUGUAAAUAGACAAUCCUCAAGGAUCAGAACUUUCUUUCUUGGCAACAUGAAUUUCUGACCCUGGCCAAAAUGCAAAGAUGCUGGCAACCUCUGUGGUUAUCAUUACAGGGAUACAUUUUGUAAAUUGGUUUGAUCCCUCCAGAAGACAUAUGGCCAAACAGCAGAGGGGGAUAUUUUCAAUAGAAAAUAAAUGAGCUAAAGAGAAGAAGGUGUUUUCUUUUUUAUAAGUGAUUAAUAGAAACAUUGAAUACAAUUCCUUUAAUUUUUUGGUGAUAUAAAAGGGCACAACUUUUAGAAAAGGUUUAAAAAUUGAUGAAAUAAUGUCACCAUUAAUGAUACAAAUAGACACAUAUGGGUAAGAUUAACUUCUGAAGUUAUGUUAGCAGGAUUAAAAAAAAUUAAAAGUCAUUAGGCUGUAAACUGAUUGCUAGGUAGAGUCAGGAAGGAAUUUUGUUACUAACUUGGGAUAAUUGGCAUAAUUAUGCAUAAUUGGCCAGGUGCAUUGUGAGGUUGGGUUUACCUUUGUCUGUACCUUUAAACAAGGCAUCUGCUGGACCAGAAUAACUAUUGUUUAUUCCAGUAUGGCAAAUCUUACAUUCUGAAGUUGAAUAGAAUUCACAGAAGAGGCUGGAGCCUGAAAAUAUUCCAGAAAGUCACUGCACAGAAUAGGGAAUUCAGUGCUAUCUCUUGACAGUAGCUGGGGAUUGUUAACUGUUUUAAAAAAUAUCCUAGCAUGCCUGCAGAGUCACUUUGGACCUGAUUCUCAACAGACGUUUGCCUUGUAUCAUUGCAAAAUAAGUGUAAGUGACACCACCAGAAUGAUAGCUUUUUGCUCCUCCUUUGUACUUGUGUAAAUGAUGACACAAGGUGAAAGGCAGUGGAGGAUCAGGCCCGGCACAUUUAAAAAGGAAAAAUGCAUGGCAAAAUGUAUGUCACUGAACAGCUGCGCUAAGGACUUCGAAAGGCUAAAGGCGAUUAUUCUUCUGAAGGUUGUCUAGAUGGAGAAAUCCACGAAGCUUCUUAAAAAUGUCUCAGUGGUGUGUGUGAGAUCUUUAUAUGUUGUUGGGUGUAGGAUUAAGAUUUUUAACACAUUCAGUACUAUAACCAAAGCAAUAAAAGAGGUAUCAGGUAGGGAAUAAUGGCCAGUUUUGUUCGACUCUACACCAUAUCAAUGCACGACCCAUAUGCAGCAAACUACAGGCCUGAAUUCUGGGCUGUACAGAUGGGGGAUGAAGGCAAGGUAGGGAUGCUAGUGUGCUCAUGAAGACCGCUAACAAAAGAGUAACUAACUCCGUUGGCGUUCAGAUGCCAUCACACUGGUAUUUCUUUCUGCGUUUUGCUGUCUCUGUUUGGAGGGUCUGCUUGAUGUCCAUUCAUUUGAGUGCUGUGGGUAGAGACGUGUUUGUGUGUGCAUCAUUGUUUAGAUGUCAGAAAUAUACUUCAUAGGAGAACCAGCAAAAAUGUGUUAUAAUAUUGGUGCUCUGUGGAAUGUGUGCUUUUUAGAUUUGUUUUUUUUUCUUGUAUUUUAAUAAAAUCUAAAGGCAAAAAUA